AUUCAACAACAUUUCAAUAAUUUCCAACCAGAGGACGAUGAUACCAAUUUCAUCAUAAAAACUAUGAAAGUUUAUCGCGUUUUAAAAAAAUCUGCAGAGUGUUUAGCAGUUAUGAUAAUUACAAUCGAUACAACAACAAUGUUUUUUGGCUAUUAUGACGUUGUGCCAUUGUGGUGUCCUGUUAACUCAUCAUCUCCUUUUAAAGAAAUUGUUUACGUUUAUAAUAUUAUAGCUUUGACAUAUAUAACUACAACGUACAUUUAUAUUCAACUUGUCUGCUCGGCAGUAUUCAUGUUUAUAGGCAUGCAAUGUGAUUUAUAUUGUAAAUGUCUGUCUAGAGUGGAACGUUUAGAUGGAGUUUUACUGAAAAAUUUGGUACAACGUUACGAAAAUAUAAUAAGGAUUUUCGUUUUGUCUGAAAGAGUUUUUAGCGAAAUAUUUUUAGUUGAAAUUAUUUUUGUAACUUUGGGAUUGUGCCUUAGACUUUUCGUAAUUUCUAUGACAGAGAAUUUCUUGGAACUCCCUAUUCAUAUAUCAUCAUUAAUACUCGCAUCUCUUUUGAUAUUACUCCCUUGCUGGUUUUCAACUACUGUUAAAACAAAGAGCGACAGAAUUUCUACAGCUGUUUAUUCAUUACCUUGGUACAACUGUCAAUCUUUAAGAGUAAAAAAGGAUCUGGUUCAAUUUAUUCGUAUAACUGAAAGGCCAAUUGAAUUUACUGGGAUGGGACUUGUCACUCUUUCUACUGAUACGUUCAUUAAUAUGAUGCGCACCACUUUUUCAUUCUACACGUUUUUGGAUUUUCUAAAUCAACGAGAAUAAUCUAGAAACCUAGAAAAACGUUCAUAUACUUAAUUAAAAAUAUUGCACAUUUAAUCUAAUCGCACAAUCACUGAUUUACAAAUAAACAAUCAAAUUAAAAAUAUAUCUUUAAAUAAUAUAUUUCA
This is a messenger RNA of Diorhabda carinulata, 947 nucleotides long. RefSeq lists its product as uncharacterized. NCBI's taxonomy places the organism in Eukaryota, Metazoa, Arthropoda, Insecta, Coleoptera, Chrysomelidae. Gene Ontology annotation, cellular component: plasma membrane. Gene Ontology annotation, biological process: detection of chemical stimulus involved in sensory perception of smell; sensory perception of smell. Bases 64 to 822 code for a protein of 252 amino acids. The record is from RefSeq and is a predicted model, not a curated record. The transcript has 6 exons. Gene Ontology annotation, molecular function: odorant binding; olfactory receptor activity.